Cucurbitaria berberidis CBS 394.84 is the source of this 2195-nucleotide messenger RNA. RefSeq lists its product as uncharacterized. The record is from RefSeq and is a predicted model, not a curated record. Lineage: Eukaryota; Fungi; Ascomycota; Dothideomycetes; Pleosporales; Cucurbitariaceae. The transcript has a single exon. Bases 57 to 1967 code for a protein of 636 amino acids.
CUUCAAGCGGCCCUGCUUCAAGCUCUUCUCUGUUUUCUGAAAAUAAGACGACGGGGAUGUUUGAAAAGAAGAGUGAAGGAAUUGUGUUUGGUCAGCCUGGCUGGGUCGCUGGUACGAACGCAAACAAACAGCUGCCUGGCUUGGAUAAGCCCAAACCUACCACAGAAACGUUCACAGCUCCACAACUUGUUGCAUCUCAAGGAGUUGACAGCGCUCCAGCGACGAUGAACUCUUCUAGGCGUCAAGCGCAGCAACCCAUCGAUGCUAAGACCUUCGAUGCAUCUUGUCAACCAUCUACAAAGCCUCCACCCGAACAGAGUCAGCCUCCCGCUACGACGGCCCCGAGCAUAGCAACAACCGAUGGCGAUAUCUUCACAUGGAUUGGAGAGUUUGUCGACCUGGAAGCGCCAGAUAUGGCCCCUAUGAAAUCGGAUCUGCAGGUUCUCCACAGCGCAAUUGCCACUUUUGAGGGCAAUAUUAGCCAGGUCGCCAUGAACAUGUCUCAAAUCCUGGCUGCCACCCAUGUGAAGAGCAGCGAGUUCAGAAAGUUGAAGACUGAGCUCUCUGGAACGGGUAUCGGCACGGGAACUCCGAGUGCUGCUCGCGAUGCAAAGAUCAAGCAUGUCGAGAGCUUGAAAAAACAACUCCUGGGUCUGCACAUGGCGUUGAAGGAUCACAAGUCUAAAAUCGAUAGCCUACGCAGCGCUUUCGUGGACACCUUACUCGCACCGCUCCAGACCUUUGCCCGCGUAAACAAAUCAUCGUGGGAAGCGCAGCUAGAGGAAAAGAACAACUACAUCAGCGAGCUACGCGUCAAGCUGCUCAACCUAGAACAAAAGCUGGCAACAGCUAUGAGCGACUUGACUAAGAUUAGAGCUUGGUCUGAGGAGCUUACUACUAAGCUGGAGUUCGCCGAGAGCCGUUCUGCGAUGCAAAACAAUGAACAUCGCAAGAAGAUGGACAACAAGAUAGCGGAGAAGGACACCGAGAUGUACAACGCACUGUACGCUCAGAAGCUCAAGUACAAAGCUCAGGUGGAACAUGCAGAAGCAACGGAGCUGCAAAACCGGAAGGCUAUGACUAAGAUCGAUGAGAUGGAGAGCACGAUACGGGCUCUAGAACGAGAGAAGAUUGGUCUAAACAUGGCCAAAGGAGCAGUCGAGAAGGAGUUAGGCGAUCUCGAGAUACAGGUCGAUCAGUGGAAGAGCUACAAGGAUGCCUACGAUCAGAUCAAGCACCAGUUCGACAGCCUCCAGGUCUCCUUUAAUGACGCUGUAACGGAGCGCGACGAGCUGGUGGAGAAAGUGCAGGCCCUGGAGACAAAAGAACAGGGCAAGAGCCGCGAUGAGCAUGGACUUGCCACAACGGAAGUCGCGUCGACCGUUCCACGCCAAAUAAAUCAUGCUCCUACGACAAAUGCAGACCGUCUUGACGGCUUGGCGGACCACUGGAAGAACCGACUCAAGCUCACGAUGGAUUCAGUGGAGAAGAAGCGCACAGAUAUCGCAUGGCAUGACUCUGAGAUUGCCAAAAUACAGCGCCACUUCGAGCCGCCUCCAGUACUCCCUCAGCCUACACAAGACUCUCGCUCAAGACCACCGUCGACCGUUGAUACGGCCCAAGUCCAGCCGUUGGAUGUAGGGGAAAUUCCCAUGAAUGAUGAAGACCACUUCUUGAAUCCAGAAGCAAGCGCAUUUCAACCAAACUCUGGAUACGACGGGUUGGCUGCUGUUUCCGGUCGAUCUGGACGCGUGCCAGUACAAACCUGGGCAUCUAGGGCUACGGGUCUGGCUCCAUCUACACGCCGCCCUUCUCCGCUCCAGGCUCGAAAUACUGGACAUCAGGCCAGUGAUCAGCCUGGCUUGGGGCGCGAGACCGCAACGUAUGGCCCGCUGAAUCCAGAGUACGAGUGGCAAGAAGUUUCCCGAAAUAGGCGGGAGAGAGAUGAGAGCCUUCGUAGGAGCUAGAGUGGAUUUCGUUCUAUAUGUAGUCUGAUUGUGAAUGGUCGAGAAUGUUGUUGGGAUAUUAUGGGAGGGUGUAUUUGACUGCUUUAAAGAGAUACGAACACGUUGAUCUUGAGGUUCUGUAGCUGGCUAGUUUGCGGACAGAGCAUGCUUACUAUCAACGAAGUUAUUCGAAUCGCUUCUUCCAUAAACACUUAAAUGCAAUCGUGGUAUUCUUGAUUUUGGAAUCUU